AUGCCUCACGCAAGGUGCCACCGGACAAGCAACGCCAGCCCAGCUUCGCCAAUGGACCACUGCGUGGGUUGUCCUGCUCCGCCUGCCCCGAAGAGAAUCAAACAUGAAGCACCGGCCAACAGUCAUACCCCAUUGGAAGGAGCCGACAAGAUCCCCACGCCCCCGGACGUCUGUCCGGUUGAUACCGUCCCAGUCGACAAAUUGCCCGCGGUUGCGCCCAAGGAGGUUAUUAUCAACAUCGGCGUAGCAAGGUGUAUCGAAAACCGAGACGGCAGCUUGAACUUUGGCAUCAAGUAA
Messenger RNA from Puccinia triticina, 297 nucleotides. RefSeq lists its product as uncharacterized. The transcript has 2 exons. Bases 1 to 297 code for a protein of 98 amino acids. Lineage: Eukaryota; Fungi; Basidiomycota; Pucciniomycetes; Pucciniales; Pucciniaceae. The record is from RefSeq and is a predicted model, not a curated record.